AUGAUUGCAAAUUCCAUACCUCAAAGGCGCAUUCAACUUGCAAUAGUUGGCAUUGUCGCUUUGUCUUUGUUUCUACUUUAUUUUCGACGCGAACUAUCAUCUGCAUCGAAUGAACUGCCAUACUUGAGUGGGGCGAUUGUGCAAAGCGGCUUCUUGGAACAUGUGCAAAACCGAACUUUAGGGGUACUUUUGAAUUUCUUUUCCGCAACUUCUUACUCCUUCCAGAAAAUCUUCGUCCUCAAUCUCCCAUCUCGGACAGAUCAUAAAGACGCCGUCUCCCUAGCUGCUGCCUUGAGCAAUUUACAGCUCGAUUGGAUAGAUGGAGUGAAAGGCGCCGAUGUACUUGAUAAGGUUCUACCUCCAGGAGAUUACCAAAACCCUCCUGAUAGCGUUAAAGGAUGCUGGAGGGCACACAUGAAAGCUCUUCUAACUGUUGUCCAACAAAUUUUUUCCACGGCCCUUAUAAUGGAAGAUGAUAAUUUCGCACUCUCAUCACGCGCUCUUAUACAACCUAUCUCUUCAAAUCCCUCCAAAUACACCGAUCCAACAUUUCCAGCACCGGAACCAGAAGCUCAGAUCCUGAAUAUCUCUCUCGAAAGAGUCCCCAGGACGAUCGAGCCCUCAAGUUCAGCCUAUGGCGAUAAUUGGGAUCUGCUGUGGCUCGGCCACUGCGGCAUGCAAUUCCCCAAGCCCGAUAACAAACCCCCCAACCCGCUCGGUCGUGUUGUAUACUCCAACGACCUCACCGUCCCAGAGAAGCAAUUCAUCCAUUUCCAAUGGGGCUCCGAAGACCUCACUAACGACUAUCCCACCCACACCCGCGUAGUGCACCAUGCCACUGGCGGCGUCUGCUCGCUGGCCUACGCCGUCUCGCAGCGGGGCGCACGCCGCCUGCUGUACGAACUCGGCUUCUGCAAUGGGGCGAAUCGGCGCGUGCAUGGGACGUGUUUGACUGUGCAGCCGCAGUUGUUCCAGCACCAUCGGCCGAGGGGCGCGAGGAAGGGAUUCAGUGAUAUUUCGAACCAUGGGGAGGAUUGGAAUGAGAAGCCUUACUCGAAGCAUAUACAGUGGAGUGUUAGGAAGAAUUUUAGGAAGAUGGUGAUGGGGGAGACGGAUUAUGUGGAUCAGUGGCCGGCUGGGGGGAAGGAUAAUGGGUUGCCUAGUAGAUAG
This is a messenger RNA of Mytilinidion resinicola, 1170 nucleotides long. RefSeq lists its product as uncharacterized. The transcript has 5 exons. The coding region runs from base 1 to 1170 and encodes 389 amino acids. Lineage: Eukaryota; Fungi; Ascomycota; Dothideomycetes; Mytilinidiales; Mytilinidiaceae. The record is from RefSeq and is a predicted model, not a curated record.